UCGUGUUAGGAGGAACAGCAAGAGAGAUACGACCAUUUCGAACGACGAUGCCCACAUCCGUCGUUUCGUUGACAGAAUGAAAGUGUGCUGAGCAGCGAAAACAUACUACCAAACCAGCUGUGUCGUCAGUCCUCUGCAGUGAGCCUUGACUGCGGAUAUUUGGGCGGACGUAUGGUGUCGAUCGUCGUCUCCAAGCUCUGAUGGAGUCUGAAGAGACCCGGGCCUCUCUGCUUCAGGCCGUGGAAAUCUCGGUGAAAGAGCUCGAACGGAUAUUCUGCGGAGAAGAGCUGACGACAAAAGUGUGGCAAGUUCGCUACCUGAGUGAGCAUUUGGAUCGGAUCCUUCUAUACGGGCUCCGAACGCCGCUGCUCGGAUAUUGGCCGUUUGUGAAGGAAUUCAGCCAUGAGGAAACUACGCGAGAAAUCAUCUCAUUACCUAAAGUCAAUUCCAAUCUCGGUUACGGCCGAGCCUGGCUCCUCGGGGCCUUGCAGAGUGGUCUCGUAGUUUGUUAUUUCCAAUCAUUUGUUUACAACCGGAAAUUAGUUACGAAAUAUUUCCUCGACAACGCACUCCUUCGUGAUACAUUGCGACUGAAAGUGACGAUACAUUAUCUCGCGCGGCUCAGUAACCUCCGAUUCGCUUUUGUGUUGAAUGAUUCAUCACUCGAUCAACUGGCAUUCUUCUCGACCAAGAAGGAAAUCCAAAACGGCUUCCACGAAAACAACAAUCACCUCCGGAAAAAUUCUACAACUCCGAACGACUGGUCGUGCCCAUCCUCGGACGAUGAAGACGUCUCGCAAACUAAGGCCAAAUCUGUCACAGUUCAGGCUGACGUCCACUCUUUCACCUCAUCACCGUUCGUUCAGGAGCCGAUCUCUGGACAAUUCGAUAGCCUCGGGCCGGACAGCCUGGAACGCGCAAUCGAGCUGGAGGAAGGCGUGCCGCUAGACGAAAUCGAAGUAUCGGGAGCGGAGCGUUUCGAUAUAGCUCAACUUCUGGCCAAAGAAUCGCUCCUCAAAUACGUGGAAGACUUAUUCGAAGAAGAGGACGAAUCUUUCUACAAGGUUUUCCUCAGUUACUAUUACCGAGUAGAACAGCAGCAUCUCUCGCUGAUAUUCCUGGUGUUGACGAACCAAAGACUGAUAUUAUUGAAAACCACCGACGGCUAUUCGUUGACUUUGGUGGCUUCAUUGCCUUUACUGCAUAUCCGACAACUAUGGCUGGCUCUAGACUACCAGGCUAUCGAGGUUGUUUGGACUUCUCCUCGCGAGGUGUUUCGGAGUCCGGAUUAUGCGCCUGCAAAAGCUACCGGGGCCAAUCUUCAGCUGGUGAUGCUCUGCGCAGAGCAGUGCACGUGGGUCGUGAGCCACCUGGAAAUCGCCAUGAGACGACUGGGUGUCAAAGACAAGGCUCUGCCCAUCAUAAAACACAACUGUCGCCCUACGACCGUCUUGCUCAAGGAUUGGGCCCCUGUCCGGCAUGUGCUCUGGGGCUCAUGCGAGAGGUUCGCCUCGAGAGAAGUCUACGAGAGGAAUGCCAGUCUCUCACGAAUGAUCGUGUCCCGCUUGUACUAUAGGAAUGUCCCGAAGAGAAUCCAACGGGGAAUGGAAAGUACAAUACUUUGGCGCAGCGCUCGAUUCGAGCUCAAAGGGACUACAUUAGAACAGUACGAUCUUGAGAGCGAUGUCACUCCGACGGCUGUCUACAGUUUGGCGGACCCGGCCUGUGGCGGCGUUCAACUAUGCAUGGAAAAUCCGAAACCGUUUUCGUUCCGAGUUCUGUGGAGCAAUGAACCCAACCUGGAACUGGCCGCUGAAAGUGAAUUCGAAUUCUCGGAAUGGCUCCACUCCUUGCUCAGGAGCUAUCAGAAGCAUCGAAGCAAUGGGAAAUCCAACUCUCCUACGAAAAACAACGGGCCACAGGGGACCAUGGGCGCUAGUUUAUGCAGUGUCGUUCUAGAGACGGACAGUCUGCUCAUAUGUCAGGGACCCGAGGUGCGCGAGAGGGUCAGCUUUCAACAGAUAAAUUCGAUAGCUACCCAUCACAAUUCGUUUCUCGUCGAAUGCGUGCAUCUGAAAGAUGUGGCGCGGAGCAAAAAAGAUCCCAAAUCAUUCUUCACCUGGUUAAUAAGCUUCUACGGAGAAGCGGAGGCACACGUGUUCUUCGCCCAUGUGAAGCAUUUCCGGAGCACCGUGACCUGUCGCUUCGUGAGGGACUCUACGACGCAAGGGAUUUGUUGUGAGCCUCGGGAGAAAACAUUCAAUCAGAUGUGCUCUUAUGCGGCCAAGUUUUGUGAUAUAAUCGCCUAGAAAAGGGGCAAGGUAAUCCCAAAGUGGCUAAGGUUGCAGAGGAAUCCGAGUUCCCCACUUUCG
This is a messenger RNA of Galendromus occidentalis (western predatory mite), 2372 nucleotides long. RefSeq lists its product as uncharacterized. Gene Ontology annotation, cellular component: endosome membrane. Bases 201 to 2309 code for a protein of 702 amino acids. Gene Ontology annotation, biological process: regulation of protein localization; Golgi organization; lysosome localization. The transcript has 13 exons. The record is from RefSeq and is a predicted model, not a curated record. Gene Ontology annotation, molecular function: kinesin binding. NCBI's taxonomy places the organism in Eukaryota, Metazoa, Arthropoda, Arachnida, Mesostigmata, Phytoseiidae.